Nylanderia fulva is the source of this 1002-nucleotide messenger RNA. RefSeq names its product peptide deformylase, mitochondrial. The record is from RefSeq and is a predicted model, not a curated record. Gene Ontology annotation, cellular component: mitochondrion. NCBI's taxonomy places the organism in Eukaryota, Metazoa, Arthropoda, Insecta, Hymenoptera, Formicidae. Gene Ontology annotation, molecular function: peptide deformylase activity. Gene Ontology annotation, biological process: N-terminal protein amino acid modification; peptidyl-methionine modification.
UCAGGGUAGAAAACAUAACGGUGAAAAUAUUCAUCACAGAUGCGAUAACCUAAAUUUAGGCUAUCCGCUAAAGAUACGUGAAAAGCACGUGUAGUGAAUAAUGUUUCGACCAUAUCAUUUCGCUAAUACAGCCUCACGUGCUGUCAUUAACAAAAACAAUGCACGAUUUGUAAGUUUUCAAAAGUUGAAAGAAACAUUCAAGCAUCUCUUGAGCACGGAUUCCAAUAAAUUACCGUAUGAACAUGUUUGUCAAAUUGGUGAUCCUGUCCUACGUGGUCGUGCCAUGCAGAUAAAUCCAGAAGUCAUAAAAUUGGCAGAUUUUCAAAAAGUAAUCAGACAUUUGAUAAAUGUCAUGCGGCAAUAUGAAGCAUGUGGUAUGUCUGGACCUCAAAUUGGACUUCCAUGGCAAAUAUUUGCUAUAGAACACACGGAACAACAUAUGAAAAUGGAUCACCAGGUUAUCAACAAAGUUCAUGAGAUGGAAAUUAUUCCAGUGACAAUUUUUAUCAAUCCUGAAUUAAAAGUUAUAGAUUAUACGCCUAUCAUCUUUUAUGAAGGAUGCGAGAGCAUUCGUGGAUAUUCAGCUGCUGUGCCCAGAGCUUAUGAAGUGGAAGUUACAGCUCUGAAUGCUUCUGCUGAACAGUUUACAUGGAGAGGACGUGGAUGGUCCGCUAGAAUAGCACAACACGAAUAUGAUCACUUACAAGGAAAACUGUAUAUAGAUAAAAUGGAUAUGAACACAUUUCACUGCACGGCUUGGGAAAAAAUUAACAAAAACAGAGGCAAAAUACAUUUAAAUUAUGGGCCGAAAAAAUAAAAUAUAUUGUAUAUUAGUAUUUACAUUGACUAAAACAAAUGCAGUGUUUUUAUAUGAAAAUUAAAUUGCGUUUAUUAAUUGUCUACAAUGUAAUCUGUAUAAAAUAUGUAAAAGUGACAUUUAAAUCAUGUAAUUAUCAUAUUAGUAUCAUUUUGUAAGCUAGUCUCUUAAAAUUGUUAUUAAAU